AUGCCUGACUGGAAAGACCCUGCACAAGUCGCCAAGGACGCCGUUGCAUUCAGCAAGUUGAUGCACGCGCUCUUCGGUCUUUAUGCUUACGAAUGGUUCCUGUCUCUUGAUUUCGAUUGGGAUUUCCUCGUCGGGAAGAAGAGGUUUCGUUGGCCAAUGAUUUUCUAUUUCGCAAAUCGUUACCUCUUACUCGUCGCCCUCAUUGGAAUAGCCAUCGCCCUUGACACCACGACAGAGGUUGACUGCCAAGCAUUGUACACUUUCAACCAACUUGCAGGAGAUGCCGCAGUCGGAUUGGCCAGCAUCAAUCUCUCGAUUCGAACUAUGGCUAUCUGGUCGCAGAAUCGCUACAUUAUUGGUUUCCUCGUUUUGAUCAUGAUGGGUCAUUGGUCCUUGAUUCUGCAAGGUAUCCAAUUACGCGCUAUAUGGAUUCCAGAUGUCGGUUGCUCGAUUACCCAGACCAACAACACUAUCCUCGCGGCCAUCUUCAUUUAUUCGAUGUGUUUCGACCUGAUCGUCCUCCUGCUCAACACCUACAAGCUCAUGGGCGUCGCAACCAAGGUCUCCCCGCGCGACCUGAUGGGAUCCAGCCGCCUUACGCACAUGAUCUUCGCAGACGGGCUUAUCUAUUUCAUCAUCGCAUUCCUGGCCAACCUCGUCGCGACGAUAUUCAUGCUCCUAAAUCUGAACCAGAUUAUGAGCGUCAUUUUUAAUGUGCCUGCUGCGGUGCUGUCGACGAUUGUGGCAUGCCGUUGCGUGCGCCGUCUCACAAACUUUACGCACCAGGGCCCGGAGGUGUACAACGCAACGCACUCGACUAACCACCGUGGGAUGACGAUGGGGACCGGCGCGAGGGGUAUGCCGACGGUGAACUACAAAGCUGCGACAAGGACGGGCGUACACGUCCAGAUGGAGAGAUUUACGCAUGCAGAAGACCUGAGCAGCGGGAACGAUAUAUUUACCAGGCCGAAAGACGGGAGCGUGACGGACGUGGAAGGCGACCUGGAGAGGAAGGGUUCGCUCUGA
Cyclocybe aegerita is the source of this 1026-nucleotide messenger RNA. The record is from the annotation of a GenBank genome assembly. Lineage: Eukaryota; Fungi; Basidiomycota; Agaricomycetes; Agaricales; Hemipholiotaceae.